UCUGCGGCGUCUGGCGUCAUGGUAUGGAGAUUUGCGAAUCCCUCCUGUUCCCGGUCCGUGCCAAUGCCGCCUAUGCUUCACAGCUCGUACGACAUAUUGGCAGGGCAUAGGGGUCCUCUCAAGCCACAUCCAAGCGGAUGGGAACGAAAAUCGUCAUCCUCUCCAUAGUUCAUGAGACCGGCCACGCAGAUCAAGGUCUAUCCAUGUCCAUCCCAAGCUUUGCCCUUCCCCUUGCGUGAAGAGAGGAAGUCAUCAGAAGUGUGUAAGAGCACUGCUCACAUCGCGGCUCCAGACACUUGUUCCAGCCAACUGUCGCAUCAUGUUGAGAUGGUGUGCCAGAAACGACUUGUCCGCCUCGCAAAAUCACCAGACGGCACUUACAAAGCAAACUCGUGGUCGAUCUUAAGCAACCACGCUGCCUACUAUAGUGCCUUCUCUAACAGCUCAACAGCACAUACAAGAGCCAAUAUGCUACCACCCAUACCACCUUUCGCAAGCAUCGGAAUCCCUUCCAAGCUCCCUCUCCCCGUUGUUUUCUUCGUGCAUUGCCCCGUGCUCCCAAUAGUGAACCCCCGUCCCCGAACCCAUCUUGAUGACGCCCGAUGCCAAAGCACCUUCAUUUCUUGGCGCCGCCGCCAGUGACACACACACGGAACCGAAGCUAGCGUCCCCCCCGCCCGUAGCAAGCGAUUCUCUGUCUCGUGUGUCUAUGAGCAGGGGCCCGGACCUCUAUGGCCUUUACACCUUUGGCAACUGGUGUGUAAGCCAGUACAUUCCCAUUUGGAUGUGGCUCCGCCUCUCCGGCCGCACGGAGUGGAUACCGCGGAGUGGAGAAGCUCCUUCGACGCCGUCUCUCGACUCGGGGAGCCCGCUCACAAAGCCGCCCGCUCGCCGGCGCGGAAGCG
Messenger RNA from Colletotrichum phormii, 905 nucleotides. RefSeq lists its product as uncharacterized. Bases 172 to 642 code for a protein of 156 amino acids. Lineage: Eukaryota; Fungi; Ascomycota; Sordariomycetes; Glomerellales; Glomerellaceae. The transcript is spliced from 2 exons. The record is from RefSeq and is a predicted model, not a curated record.